This is a messenger RNA of Zymoseptoria tritici IPO323, 3477 nucleotides long. Its product is annotated as DNA-directed RNA polymerase III subunit RET1. The record is from RefSeq and is a predicted model, not a curated record. Gene Ontology annotation, biological process: DNA-templated transcription. The transcript has 3 exons. Lineage: Eukaryota; Fungi; Ascomycota; Dothideomycetes; Mycosphaerellales; Mycosphaerellaceae. Bases 1 to 3477 code for a protein of 1158 amino acids. Gene Ontology annotation, molecular function: DNA-directed RNA polymerase activity; ribonucleoside binding; DNA binding. Gene Ontology annotation, cellular component: RNA polymerase III complex.
AUGCCGCCGCGUGUGAAGAAGACCGACCCUGUUGAGGCCAGUGAAGGCGGCGGCACUGAAGAGGUAUCCAUAUCAUCCGUUCAUUCACCACGACCGUUCUACUACACCAAGAGCUUGACCGACCCCAUCAACACAGCGCAAGAUAAAUGGAACCUGCUUCCGGCCUUCUUACGCGUGAAAGGACUGAUCAAGCAGCAUACCGACUCCUACGAUUACUUCAUCGACGUCGAACUCAAGAAGAUCGUCAAGGCGAACGAUUUUAUCCUCUCCGACACAGACAAGAAGAAAUGGCUUCGCUUUACCGACAUCAGAGUAGGGAAACCAUGCCGUGUCGAGGACACUCGCUCCGGAUGGGUCGAGACUGCUGUGACCCCGAACGAAUGCCGCCUCCGCGAUAUGACCUACGCUGCUCCGAUCUAUGUUGACUUCGUGUAUCCGAGACAAUCUGGAAACGUCAGAAAGACGGAUGUCAUGAUCGGUCGCAUGCCCAUGAUGCUUCGAAGCUCGAAGUGCGUACUAAAUGGAAGAUCGGAAUCGGAAAUGGCGUGGUUGAACGAGUGCGCCGUUGAUCCUGGUGGUUACUUCAUCGUACGCGGUCAAGAAAAGGUCAUUCUUGUUCAAGAACAACUCAGCAAAAAUCGUAUCAUCGUCGAAACAUUCAAGGGCGUCAUACAGGCUUCUGUCACCAGUCACACAGCCAACGUCAAGACCAAGACCUACGUCCUGGUCAAAAAGGGUCACAUUUACCUCAAGCACAACUCGCUCAAUGAGGACAUCCCUGUGGCAAUCAUGCUGCGCGCGAUGGGUGUCCAAUCCGACCACGAAAUUCUACUCCUCGCAGCUGGGAACGAUGCGCAGUAUCAGGACGAGUUUGCGCCAAAUCUGGAGGUUGCUGCCAUUGAAGGUGCUUUCACUCAGGAGCAAGCGCUCGAGUACAUUGCAACUCGACUAAAGCCGGACAGAUUUGGUGACAAGUGGAAACGGAAUGAAAAGACGCCGAAGCAGACAGCGCUCGAGAAGCUUGCAGCGACCAUCAUUCCUCAUGUCGAAGUCGAGGGCAUGAACUUUCGGCCAAAGGCACUCUACAUUGCAUUCAUGACAAGGAGAGUACUGAUGGCGAUGAAUGACCCGAAGCUGGUUGACGAUCGUGAUUACGUUGGUAACAAGCGUCUCGAACUUGCCGGACAGAUGCUUGCCCUGCUGUUUGAGGAUCUGUUCAAGGACUUUGUCAGAAUGAUCAAGGUCAACAUGGACAAAACGUUGAAGAAGCCCAACCCGACACAAGAAUUCGACCCAGUCAGGAUCGUCGAGCAAGGUGAAGCGCGCAUCACAAGUGGAAUGGAACGGGCGAUUUCCACUGGCAACUGGACGCUGAAGCGCUUUCGCAUGGACAGAGCUGGUGUUACCCACGUUUUGAGUCGACUCAGUUACAUCAGCGCUCUUGGAAUGAUGACUCGGAUCACCAGUCAGUUCGAAAAGACACGGAAAGUCUCUGGUCCUCGUGCGUUGCAGCCUUCUCAAUUCGGCAUGCUCUGUACGUCUGAUACGCCUGAGGGAGAAGCUUGCGGACUGGUGAAGAACUUGGCUCUGAUGACCCACAUCACGACCGCGGACGACGAAGCUCCGGUGAGGAAGAUGAUGUACGUCCUCGGAGCCGAGGAUGUCACAUCCGUAUCUGGAACGGAGAUCUACGGAAACGGCGCCUACAUAAUCUUCAUCAACGGAACCCCUGCCGCGCUCACGAGACAGCCCAAACAAUUCCUCAACGGCUUCAGGAAAUUCAGGCGGAUGGGAAGGAUAUCCGAGUUUGUCAGUAUUUAUAUCAAUCACCACCACAAUGGAGUUCACAUCGCCACCGAUGAAGGUCGGGUAUGCCGGCCACUGGUCGUCGUCGAGAAGGGCAAGUCGAAGGUCACAGUGCGCUUUCUGGAAUCUCUGCGGAAGGGUACGAUGGACUUCGACGACGCGCUCUCUCGCGGCAUCGUGGAGUAUCUGGAUGUGAACGAAGAAAAUGACUCCAACAUCGCCGUUUACGAGAAGCAGAUUGACGAGCACACGACACAUCUUGAGAUUGAACCUUUCACAAUCUUAGGCGCUGUUGCUGGACUGAUUCCUUAUCCUCAUCACAACCAAUCUCCGCGCAACACGUAUCAGGCAUGCCUCCCCCCCCAAGCCAUCGGGGCCAUCGCAUACAAUCAAUUCACCCGGAUCGACACUCUACUCUACCUCAUGGUGUAUCCGCAAAAGCCAAUGGUGACGACACGGACGAUCGAACUCGUCAAGUACGACAAAUUGCCAGCCGGUCAGAAUGCUGUUGUAGCCGUCAUGUCCUACUCUGGGUAUGAUAUCGAGGAUGCUCUCGUCCUGAACAAGGCGUCUUGUGAUCGCGGCUUUGGCCGUUGCCAGGUCUUCAAGAAGAUCAGCAUGCCACUCAAGUCGUACGGCAACGGGUAUCAAGAUCGAUUGGGAGACCGAGAUGCUAAGAACACUCGACAUCGCAAGAUCGGCAAAGAUGGUCUCGUCGAAGUCGGUUCCGAGAUCGAGAGUUCAGACAUGUACAUGCUUAAAGAGCAGCCGAUGAACCAGGCUUCGGCUAUUCCACAAAAGGAGCAAAAAUGGUCGCCGAUGCACAUGUCCUACAAGCUUCCAGACCCAUGCUAUGCGGACAAGGUGCAAAUCACGACCAACGAGGCCAACAGCACCAUCAUCAAAAUCCAAACCCGCCAAACUCGCCGUCCCGAGAUCGGCGACAAAUUCUCCUCCCGCCACGGUCAGAAGGGUGUGGUCGGCCUUCUCGCCGAGCAAGUCGACAUGCCGUUCUCCGACUCAGGUGUCAUUCCAGACAUCAUCAUGAACCCUCACGGUUUCCCUUCUCGUAUGACAGUCGGCAAAAUGCUGGAAUUGGUAUCCGGUAAAGCUGGUGUCCUGGCCGGCAAGCAAGAAUACGGCACGGCAUUUGGCGGCAGUAAAGUGGAAGACAUGGGCGCCACCCUUGUCAAGCACGGCUUCAGCUACUCCGGCAAAGACUGUCUCACCAGCGGCAUCACCGGUGAGAGCUUGCCGAUGUACGUCUUCUUUGGACCGAUCUACUACCAGAAACUCAAGCACAUGGUGCAAGACAAAAUGCAUUCCCGAGCUACGGGUCCGAGGGCUAUACUCACCCGCCAGCCAACGGAGGGUCGAUCGAGGCAGGGAGGUCUGAGGUUGGGCGAGAUGGAACGUGAUUGUUUGAUCGCCUAUGGAGCCAGUCAGUUGCUGCUGGAGCGGUUGAUGAUCAGUUCCGACGCGCACGAAGUCGAUGUGUGUCAGAACUGCGGCAUGAUGGGGUACAACAAUUGGUGUCAGAGCUGUUCGAGCAGUCGCAGCGUGGUCCGCAUGACGAUGCCAUAUGCAGCGAAGUUGCUCAUUCAAGAGUUGAUGAGCAUGAACGUCAAGGCGAGCUUGCAGCUUGCGGACGAGUUUCCGAGGGAGCAAUGA